This is a messenger RNA of Scedosporium apiospermum, 4491 nucleotides long. RefSeq lists its product as uncharacterized. The transcript has 6 exons. Gene Ontology annotation, molecular function: mitochondrial ribosome binding; GTPase activity; GTP binding. The record is from RefSeq and is a predicted model, not a curated record. Gene Ontology annotation, cellular component: mitochondrion. Gene Ontology annotation, biological process: positive regulation of translation. NCBI's taxonomy places the organism in Eukaryota, Fungi, Ascomycota, Sordariomycetes, Microascales, Microascaceae. The coding region runs from base 1 to 4491 and encodes 1496 amino acids.
AUGCCCUACCAACAGAUGACGCCGCCAGCCCCUGGCCACUCGCGGACUCGCUCCCGAGGGGGUAGUGAUAAGGCCCUAUCUAGCACCCGACAGAGCAGAUCAUCGCAGAAAGCUAUGCUUUCCAAAGCCUUGCAAAAAGCGAAUACGGCAGUGCAACUCGACAAUGCCCAGAAUUUCGAAGGGGCAAGAGUCUCCUACCUUGAGGCUUGUGAGCUUCUUCAGCAGGUCCUUCAGAAGACGAGCUCGGAGGAGGACCGGAGGAAACUUGAAGCGAUUCGCAAAACAUACACGAGUCGCAUUGACGAGUUGGACCAGCUGGCCCAAGAAGAGUUGAUGAUGGUAGACGACGACAAGGCUCUCCCCGCAAGACCGGAUAGCGACAGCUACCCGCCAUCUACCACCACUACCCUUAACCUUGAAGAUGAGGUGGCCGAAGUCUCUGAAAUCCAAACGGCGACUGUUACGCGCAUCAUUCGAAAUCCAGAGAACCAGAACCAGACGCCACCCAAUAACAUCGUACACCCCCCGCGAUGGGCGAGUACUCGCGCUGCUGUUGACGCCGAGUCGUAUUCGGCGCCGCCCCCUGGCCUUAACGCGAACUGGUCACCCGAAAGGAAUCUUCACCUUCCACGCCCGGAUGUAGACCGGGAUAUGCCGCCUCCACUCUCUCCCCGCCGUCCUUCUGAGCCGACCGGACUCGGCCCACCGCACACCCCGAGCCUAAUUCCCACCAGCCAUUUCUCAUCCAUGCAGGUCAACGCAACACGAGGUUCGAUGGGGACCUCUCAUUAUCGAGGUCCAAGCCAGGAGUCAAAUUCGUGGCUAGACUCGAAGGCCGACUCUGUGGGUUCUACAUCUUCCUCUGUACACUCACGUACAUCGUCUUUGGGCAUUAGAAGGAAACAUAUACGCGCGCCGAGUGGCGACACUGAAGCGGAAUUCGAUGCGGCUCUGGAUGCAGCCGUGGAAGCCGCUUACGAUGACGGUUUCGUGCCCAUGGACUCGGACGAAGAGGGCGUUUCAAUUGUCGCAGCCGCGCUCAAAAAGGUGGAACUGGCGAAAGAGCGCGUGCGGCAGAGCGAAUUAGAAUCACUGCGUCUCGAGCAGGAGAGAGAAAUGAGGCUCAACAACCCGCAAAUCGUGCAAAAUGCGAAGAACGCAUACGGCUCACCUACCGUUCCCGAGGACUUUUAUGAUGACGAGUCAUCCGAAGACGAGGAGCGCAUGUUGGAGGAAAUGACACGCGGCUAUGAAAUUGAGGAUUUUGCCUUCGGAAGACGCCCCGACGAGUUCGAAGAGAUACCCCCGAGGGGCGAUUCUCAAACAUGGUUCGGCGCUGGCGGUGCUGGGGGCGCAGGUGCUGGGGGCGCAGACCAGCCGCCUGUGACCGAGUUGUCUCCCCCGAAGGAUGUCGGCGCAGGUGUUGCCAUUAAUUCCCGAACGGCGGCGACCCCACCGCCAACUCAAGCUCUCCCCGAUUUACCAAUGCCGUCUAUCAGGCCACCUUCCCGAAGCCCUGAUCAAGGUGUGCGAAGUCGACGACUGAGCGGCCAGAACAUGAAGCAGCUGAAGAUUGAGACGUCCAAGUUGACCCGAGUUCCCUUGCGAGAAUCAAUGCCUGAAGCAGCCGUAACCGCUCCUCCUGUCCAAUCAACUAGGGCCCGUGGUACUUCUUCUCCUGAGCGUUUGGGCGGUGGAGUUACCUCACUUGCCGAGGAGAGUCCCAUAAUUGAAGAGCGUGAUGAAAACGAGGCGGAGAAUGCUCUUAGGCGGGCAACUUCACCCCUGGCGCGCUCACUCAUGACGAAGAACUAUUCGUCGUCUAGUCUCCGCAGUGCUAGGAGCCGGAAUAUGUCUCUGUCGAACCUCGACGAGGACCUGUCGCCGGGGACCCCGUCGAGCAACCCGUUUGCCUCUACUGGCAGGCUACCGAGCUUCUCAACUAGUUCAACUCCAAUGAUAUCCACUUUCGAUGAACAAUUCCCUACAGACUCGGCUGAGAGCUUGUAUCUCUUCGAUGGCGGACUCCAAGGACGAUCUCGGCCCGGCUCCCCGGACUCUCAGUGGGGCGAUGCUCCCGUUGCUCUAGAGCCUUGUCCCAACGACUUUAUGUUGCGCCCCUUCUGGCUAAUGAGGUGUCUCUACCAGACCCUCGCGCACUCGCGGGGCGGCUACCUCAGUAGCAGAGUAUUCGUUCCUCAAGAAGUGUGGAAAGUGAAGGGAGUGAAGCUGCGCAAUAUUGAAGACAAGAUUUCCACGUGUGACUAUCUAACUGCGGCAUUAUCGAAGUUGGCCCAGGUUGAUACUUGCGACGCCGACGCUGUUCUGGAAGAGAUGCAAGCUCUGGAGGGUGUGCUAGAGCAGAUGACAGCCAAUCUUACGCGCAAGCUAGGACAUGAAGUCGGUGUCCAGAGCCCUAGUACCUUAUUCAAGGAUUCCCUUAGCGGUCUGGACGGAGAGACCCCAUUUGCAAAUCCUCCCAGAUCUGCUAGUAUUUCUUCAAAGUCCUCGGCACCAUUCUCUUGGCGCCGCCUAAGGGCAAAGAACUCUUCGGCUGGUCUUGCCAGCUCUUAUAGCAACAAAGUCAACGACAACGGUCUCGACUCGCCGAUCCUGGAAACCCUGCCCAUGACUCUGAAUCCUACCAGCCGCCCCCCCAAACGACUGGUGAAUCAGGCUCAGUUUUCGGGUCCACAUGCCAACUAUAUGGAAUCACUUGCGCGGCUUUUUGACUCAGCGCAAAUGAUUGACCAGAUUGCGAGGCAGGUAGAAGACCCCGGGUUGCGUCAUGCCGACAAAACGCAGGACAAAUUGGAUGUAGAAAGAGAAAGGGGUAUUACGGUGAAGGCGCAGACCUGCACCAUGAUUUACAACCACAAGGGCGAAGAUUACCUGCUUCACCUCGUCGACACACCAGGCCACGUCGACUUCCGAGCAGAGGUGACGAGGUCCUACGCGAGCUGCGGAGGGGCCCUCUUGUUAGUCGAUGCGAGCCAAGGCGUCCAGGCACAGACGGUGUCGAAUUUUCACCUCGCCUUCUCGCAAGAUUUGAGCCUAAUACCCGUCAUCAACAAGAUCGACAUGCCUUCGGCCGACGUGCCGAGGGUUCUCGAGCAGAUUGAAUCUUCGUUCGAGUUGGAUCCCGAGUCUGCGGUUUUGGUCUCAGCUAAGACGGGGAAGAACGUGGCGGCUAUUCUUCCGGCUGUGGUUGAGAAUAUUCCGCAUCCGGUUGGGGACUCGACGAAGCCUUUGAGGCUGCUCUUAGUCGAUUCAUGGUAUGAUAACUUUAGGGGUGUCAUAUGUCUCGUUCGGAUUUUCGACGGGCAGGUCAAGGCCGGGGAUAACGUGGUUUCUCUGGGUACCGGACAGAGAUAUACCGUUGGCGAGGUGGGAAUACAAUAUCCCAAUGCGGUCCCGCAAAAGGUGCUUCGGGCCGGACAGGUCGGCUAUCUGCACUUCAACCCUGGCAUGAAGCGUCUGCAGGAUGCGAAGCUCGGCGACACAUUCACUGUUGUCGGCAAGGAGGACGCAGUUGAGCCGUAUCCUGGGUUCGAAGAGCCGAAGCCCAUGGUCUUCGUAGCCGCCUUCCCCGUGGAUCAAUCCGACCACGAGAAGCUAGAAGAGAGCAUCGACCAGCUCGUCCUCAACGAUCGAAGCAUCACUCUGCAAAAAGACCACUCCGAGGCCCUCGGUGCGGGUUGGCGCUUGGGAUUCCUCGGAUCCCUUCACUGUUCCGUCUUCCAGGACCGGCUGAGGCAGGAGCACGGAGCCAGCGUCGUGAUUACGGAACCUACGGUACCUAUCCGCAUCCAGUGGCGUGAUGGGACCGAAACCGUCGUCGAGAAUCCGGCCGAGUUCCCCGAAAAUACUGAUCAUCGACUCAAGGCUGCGACUCUGUAUGAGCCGUUCGUUACCGCGACGAUAACCAUGCCGGAGGAGUAUCUUGGCAGAGUUAUUGAGCUGUGCGAGUCUAACCGCGGGGAGCAGAAGAGCCUGGACUUCUUUCACACUACUCAGGUGAUUCUGAAAUAUGAUUUGCCGACGGCUCAGUUGGUUGAUGACUUUUUUGGUAAACUCAAGAGUGCGACAAAGGGAUAUGCGACCUUGGAUUACGAGGACGCGGGAUGGCGAGAAGGCAACCUUGUCAAGUUGCAGUUGCUCGUGAAUAAGGUCCCCGUCGAUGCCAUUUGCCGAGUCGUUCAUAAGUCUCAGGUUGAGAGGCUCGGAAGGCAAUGGGUCACGAGCUUCAAGGAGCACGUCGACCGACAAAUGUUUGAGGUUGUCAUUCAAGCUGCGGCUGGCGGCAAGGUCAUCGCCCGCGAGACCCUGAAACCUUUCCGCAAGGACGUGUUGGCGAAACUUCACGCUGCUGAUAUCACGAGGAGGAAGAAGUUGCUUGAGAAGCAAAAGGCUGGAAGGAAGAGGCUACAGGCCGUCGGAAACGUCGUGAUUGACCACUCGGCGUUCCAGAAGUUCUUGUCGAAGACAUGA